Molecule: messenger RNA, 5974 nt
Organism: Mauremys mutica (yellowpond turtle)
Lineage: Eukaryota; Metazoa; Chordata; Testudines; Geoemydidae
Product: zinc finger and SCAN domain-containing protein 2-like
Exons: 2
Coding region: 19-1248 (409 amino acids)
Biological process (GO): regulation of transcription by RNA polymerase II
Cellular component (GO): nucleus
Molecular function (GO): RNA polymerase II cis-regulatory region sequence-specific DNA binding; DNA-binding transcription activator activity, RNA polymerase II-specific
Source: RefSeq, a predicted model, not a curated record
GCCCUCUACAGGGACGUCAUGCAGGAGAACUACGAGGCGGUGACCUUGCUGGAGGGUGCUGGGAUGGUGAAUGAGGAGGAGAAUCCACAGCGGGAAGGUGUUGAGGAUGUGGAUCUGCAGGGAACGGUAUUGGGAAGAUCCGAAGGGGAUUUUUAUGAGAAUCGUAAACCAGGAAAAGCCUGGGGAAAUCAGCGCAGGUCAGAGAUGUUGCUGGGAUAUGACCCAGGGAAGAAAACAUGUGAACCCAUAAAUGAUGGCGGAGAUUGCAAGGACCUCAAGGAAACCACAGCCCAGCAGAGUAUGCCCACCGAAGAGAGAAAAAACACAUGUACCGAGUGUGGGAAAAGCUUCAGUCGAAGUUCACAUCUUAUUUCCCAUCAGAGGAUCCACACGGGAGAGAAACCCUACAAGUGUCUAGUCUGUGAGAAAGGUUUCAAUCAGAGCUCAAACCUUAUUUCCCAUCAGAGGAUCCACACGGGAGAGAAACCCUAUAAGUGCCUUAAUUGUGGGAAAGGUUUCAAUCAAAGUUGCCAUCUUAUUAGGCAUGAGAGAACCCACACAGGUGAGAAACCCUAUAAAUGCCUGGAGUGUGGGAAAACCUUCAUUCAGAGUUCAGAUCUUAUUUCACAUCAGAGAACCCACACGGGAGAAAGACCCUUUAAAUGCCUGGACUGUGGGGAAAGUUUUGAUUGGAACAUGCAGCUUGUUAGACAUCAGAUGCACCACACGGGAGAGAAACCCUACAAAUGUUUGGAUUGUGGGAAGGGGUUUAGUGACAGUUCAGCCCUUAUUACUCACCAGCGACUGCACACAGGAGAGAGACCCUAUAAAUGCCUUGAUUGUGGCAGAAGAUUCAAUCGGAGCUCACACCUGACUCGACACAAGAGAACCCAUUCUGGAGACAAACCCUAUAAAUGCCUGGAGUGUGGGAAAAGUUUCAGUCAGAGCUCAUACCUUAUUUCACAUCAGCGAACACAUACAGGAGAGAAACCCUAUGAAUGCCUCGAGUGUGGGAAAAGAUUCAGUUGGAGCUCAGAUCUGAUUUCACAUCGAAGAACUCACACAGGAGAGAGACCCUAUAAGUGCCUGGACUGUGGGAAAAAUUUUAGUGACAACUCAGCCCUUAUUAAACAUCAGAGAAUCCAUACAGGAGAGAGACCCUAUAAAUGCCUCGACUGUGGGAAAACUUUCAAUCAGAGCUCCACCCAUAUUCGACAUCAGAGAAUCCACACAGGAGAAAAACCUUGAAUGUGGGAGAAGCUUCAGUUGGGGUCAGCGUGUAUGGGGCAUUUGCAAAUCUAUACAGGGAAAAGACCUCUUAAAUAUCUUGUCCAUGGAAAAUGUUUCAAGUGGAACUGACACUGGAGACGCCACACACAAGAGAAAUUUUAUCAAUUCCAGCACUAGGAAUGGCCAUAGUUUAUUAAAAAAAAUCCAAUUCCCCUGCACACGUCUUUGACGUCUUUCACACUAAGUCAGACUCAUGAGGGCUGGAGAUGAGUGUCUCACACCUGGAGGGGGAUUUGUAUAAAUCCCAAACACAGCCUGAUACUUCUGAGCUUCGUUCCCUGGUUCCAUCUAUGGGUAAAGCUGCUUCUGGGCUGUUUCCUACCCAGCUCAGAUUGCAGAAGGGAAUUUGGGUUUUCUCCUUACAUUAGGAUGAUGAUAAAACUUUUGUAAAUAACAUGAUCAUAUAAGAAAGCUCCAACGGAGGCAGGUUUAGGGGAAACCAGGAGUAAAUCUGUUCUCCUGAGUUUGAGAGUCAGAAGAGACAUGCUCUGGGACAUCACUUUCCAUAAACCUAACUGUAUUGUACAACCCGGUCUGUAUUGUGGGUGGUUCCCUCUUUGCUGAAGGCCUUUUGGUCACAUGGAAUCGUAGAAUGUAAGGCCAGAAGGGAUCACAGGCCACCAACCCCACCCAGCAUCCACACACUAAGCCCUACAAUGGAAAUGAAAUACUUCCCAUCUUUGGAUGUUAAUUUAGUUUGAUGUAAUGAACAGCCAAUUUACCGGGGACUUCACAAGACAAAUGACCCUUUGCCAGAAGAGGCCUUAAAAUUUUAUUUGGCCUUUUCCCCCACCCAAUGCCAUGAGAUAUCUGUGGUGUUUGAACAAUUAUAAUUCUAAAUAACCACAAUAAACAAACACCAAUGGGCGAGUGUGAGAGUUGCAGUCUGAGAGGCAGAGACUGAAAUGGGGACGGAGGUUACUGCCUCUGAUCCCUGCAAUGUGGUGAGAUCCCAUCAGGAGCAGGGAGAGUGUAGGAAGUGGGAGAUGCAGACCUGGAAAACUGCAGGGUUUUCUUUUGAGAGCCAGCCAGCUGAAGCUGAGAACUGUGAACUUGCUGCACUGGGGCCUGAGAGAGACAGGGGCUGUCCUACGAAUGUUGGGUGAAGCCGUCCUGGAAUUGGAAAGGGCUACAUAAAGGAUCAGGCUGAUUAUUAUGAACCAUGUUCAUUACGGUAGGACUUAAGGGCCCACUAAGAAAGGGUCUUCCUUGUGCUAGGCACUGUGCAAACAGAGGAGCAGAUCACAGCCAAGAAGGAAGCCAGGGAACUAAUCCAUAGAUCUGUUCAGCCCUGAAGCCAGGCUGACCCCCACCACCAAGGCCAAAGUGAAUCAAAGAGCCUGACAGCCUAGCUGUCGCCCCUCACCCAGCUAUCACUAUCUCUUGCGUGGGGAUGGCACAGACUCUCUCUGCCCCACUCACUCUUCACGUGCCAGGGACAUCCCCGGGGGUGGGGGGGAGGAUAAAACCCUCUGUUGAGAUUGGAGCUGCUGCUCCUGCUCAUCUCUGGCUCAUGUUAAUCUGAGCUUCCUGCUCUCAGAGCGUUUGCUUCCCUGGCUGGAUCCUGGCCCCUCUCAUGGAUUCACUGCACUUUUCUACCCAUUGUCAAAUGUUGCUCUUUUGCUGGUGCCUGGGGGAGUUGAGAGCAGAGGUGCUGGAUUGAUAACAAGAGCUGUGAACUAGGGUGAGAAGGUUGGAUGAGGCUUGACAAGAACCAAUAGCUGGAGAUUAAAGCCUGACAAAUUCUAAUUAGUAACAAGGCACCAUUUUUUAAACAAUCAUAGAAUAUCAGGGUCAGAAGGGACCUCAGGAGGUCAUCUAGUCCAACCCACUGCUCAAAGCAGGACCAAUCCCCAGACAGAUUUUUGCCCUAGAUAGCCCCUUCAAGGAUUGAACUCACAACCCUGGGUCUAGCAGGCUAAUGCUUGAACCCCUAAGCUAUCCCUCCCCCUGUCACAAUGAGGGUGAUCAACCUUUGGGACAAGCUACCAAGGGACGCGGCGGGUUCUCCAUUACAUCAUGUCCUCAGAUUGCCUGGCUGCCUUCUCUUGAAGAUUUGCUUUAGCCAAACACAGUAAAGGAAUAAAUGGUUAACAUUUCUCUAUCUGUAUUACACAGGUGUUCAAAGAAUCGAUGUGCCUAAAUGAUUAGUGCAGUCCUAGAAUAUUUGAUACUGGUUUGGAUUUGCAGUAAUAUGUACUUCGGUUUUUCCCUUGUAAUAUAUUUGGGGGGGCGGGGAGCUUGGAAGGGUUAGAUUUUUAUCAGUAAAUGUUGGUAAACAUCGAUUUCACGGCGCGCGCGCGCGCGCACACACUCUCUCUCUCUCUCUCUCUUUCUCCAUAGCUGAUCACUGAAAUUUACAGCCAGGCAAAGAAAGAAACCUGCCACUUGAGAACUUCUUAGAGUUUGAUUUAAGGAGAUUUACGUGGUAUAUUUUGACACGUGAUGUUGAGAAUUUGUGUGUAACGGUUAUAAAGCUUUAACGUUUUAAAUCUCAACAUCUACUGUCAUUAAAGGAUUAUUGUCUGGCCCCACCCAUUGUCUGAUGCCCCCUAUAAUUUCCCACAACAGUGACAAUUUAAAUAAAUGAAAGUAAAAUGGUGCUUAAAACCCAUAAUUUUGCGCAACUGGGUACACUGACAUUGGUAAAAAAUGAUUUAAAAUAAAUGUUAUCCAGCAAAAUUAUUUAAAAAAUAUCAAAUUCCUCCAAACAUAUCUAUUUAUAUACCCCUCCUCCUCUCUGCUCUAAUUUCUUUAACAAAUUCCCCCAUUCGGCAAACACUUAUGCUUCUUAUCAAUUACUUCAUUAGUCAUCUGGAUGUUCAUUUUACUACUGACUUGCGUAUAUUUCUGGACUGGCUAUCUUACUUUCAUGGCCCACUUGUCAGUUCUGUUUCCAUGAGCACAUUUCCACAAUAUUAAUAGCUUUCAAAGCCAGAAGGGACCAUUAGCUCAUCUAGUCUGAGCUAUAACAGAGCCCAAAGAGUGUCACCGAGUUUUACUUCUUUAUCGAGUCCAGUCUCUUGUAUUUGUCUAAAGUGUCUCUUUCAGAAUAAUGGCCAGCCGUGAUCUGAAGACAGUUUGCUCCACUGAUUAAAUUUCUCACUGUUGCAAGUUUCUGCCUUAUUUCUCAACUGAAUCUCUCUGGCUGGAGCUUCCAGACAGUUCUUGUUAUUCCUUUCGCAGCUAGAUUUAAAAUCCCUUCAGGACCCAGUACUUGUAUAUCACAAUCACGUCGCCUCUCAGUCGUCCAUUUGAUAAAGGGGUCCUCAAACUUCAGUGCACCGUGACCCCCUUCUGACAACAUAAAUUACUACACAACUCCCGGAGGGGGGACCGAAGCCUGAGCCCACCUGAGCCCCACCACCCUGGGCGCGUGGGUGGAGGAGAGGGGGAGGGAGCCCAAACCCCGCCACCCAGGGCUGAAGCCCUCAGGCUUUGGCUUCAGCCCGGGGUCCCAGCAAGUCUAAUGCCAGACCUGGCGACCCCAUUAAAACAGUCGAGUCCCACGUGGGGUCCCGCCCACACUUUGAGAACCGCUGAAACAGAUUGAACUUUGUCUGUCACCGAAAUGCAUUUUGUCCAGACUUCAGAUCAGGUUUGCCGCUCUUUUCUGUGCCGUUUCCAGUAUUUUCAACAUCUUUUUUAACGUGCAAACACAAGAACUGUAUUUGCUAUCUCACUGCCACUUACGUCGAUGUAAGUUACGUCACUCCGGGGUGCGGAAAAAAAUCACCCCCCACCCCCACCCCCGGAGCACCAUAGCUCACAUUGACCUAAUGCGGUGUCUAUACCGGGCUAUGGCGGCGGGAGACGCUCUCCCAUCGACUCAUCACGUCUUUGCCAGAACCGCUAUAUCGAUGCCUCAGCAUCGACUGCAGCGGUGCUGAUUUAGCACGCAGAAUAGACAAGUCCUCAGUACUGGUCUACCCAAUGCCAUAGCUAGAGGUAAAAUUACCUCCCCACUCCUGUGUUGCCGCAUCGAAGGAUCACAUUAGCCCUGUUUGCCCCAGCAUCACAGUGGGAGCUCACGUUGAGUUGCUUGUCCAUCAUGACCCCUAAACCUUUUGCAGACGUAAGUUAUACCGAAGUAAUUUUGUAGUGUAGACCAGGCCUAACUCUGUUCCACUCCCAUUCUUCCUAAACCGCAGCACUAGCUUGUGUAAAAUCCUCGCUUCCUACAGCAGGAAUGUCAUUUUCUCCGGCGCCAGGCAAAUUACCGGACAUCAACUUUUGUAAAGUACUGGUCUCGUGAAGGCACAUCAACAGCAGAUGACCCAUCGGACACCCUAGAACAAAAGACUCUGUUCAUUGCUCUUCCUACCCUCCAUCCCCACUUCCUCCAUGAGUUGGGGAUAUGCAGGCGUAUUCCUCCUGUCAGGGGGAUUGCAAAGAAAAAGGAAUACACCCCCCCCACACACACAGACACACACACAACAAGAAGGACUAAGUUAUCUCUACGUUGCUGGACUUUGCGAGGGCAAGAUUUCUAAGCAAAAGCAUGGGAUCCCCAGCUAUACAGCCUGGGAUAGCCCUCAAAUACAUGUAAAGUUUGAUUACAAUAGAAACUCUACCUUUCGAAACUAAAGACUGAGAGUCAUUUGUGUGUGUACAUUUAACUGCUUUAACCUUGUAAAUAAUUCCCAUUUUGUUUCCUUAGUUAAUAAAUCUGUAGCUAGUUUUA